AUGGCCAAUUCGUCUCCUCUGUUUCAUUCAGCCCAAGAGGACUUGUCCUCAGGCGACGAAGACGUGACCUCCUCCCAACUUGGAGAUGACGAAUACGAGAUCGCCGGCAUCCUUUGCGAACGUAAAGCAUUGCCUACCGACCGCGAUCAUCUCGCUAGGUACUACCUCGUCGAAUGGAAAGGUUAUCCGAUUUAUUGGCAAGCAACAUGGGAGCCAGGCAACAACAUUCCGCCGGACACGUUAGCGGCAUGGAAGGUGAAGAAGAAGGAGAUGCAGAAGAAGGGCGAGCCCGAAUUUGAUUGGAAAAGGUGGCAGAAGGGAUACGAAGCCGAUCUCAUCGCUCAUCCUGAGACUUACCCGUACGUAUGGGCGGUGGAGACUGAGAAGGAGGAUGCUACGCCAGAACCUCCAGCUGCGUCAGUUGAGCCCGAUCGCCCUUCAAUGGUAUUAAAGUUAAAGAUGCCAAAGAAGCCAGCUACUUCUGCCUACAAAGCACCUGCUCCUCCAGCUGCUCCACCUGCAACAGUCAAUCCUCCCACAGCAUCAUCAAAGUCAAAAAAGCUGGCAGCUCCCGCAGCUAAACCAUCAGCAUUGAAGGCAACGGAUGAGAUCUCCUCCAGAGCAUCAUUUGCUCAAGCUCAACCGGCCAAAGGUUCUACAAUGACAUCAGCACCGAAGAAGUCUGUAGCUACUACAGCUCAGCUACCUGUACCAAGACCAAAGGAGAAGACUUUAUCCAUGGCUCUUGACGCUCCAGCUGCUUCAACUGGGCCAGCUGGCGGAUUGGAGUUGGAGUCGUCAUUGAAGAAACGAGUAGCCACCGGAGCACCGCCACAGGCGCCUGAUGCAAAGAUCAUAAAGAAGUCUUUGUUCAGCACACUGGCCACUUCAGCUGCAUCAAUGAAUCGCCCUGCAUUGACAUCAUUAGCCCAAAGGGCUGCUUUAUCUGGACGGGUUACCAAUGUGCAGCAGGUAUUUAAGAAGCCGUUAACUCAGUCUGUUACUUCAAAAGCUCCUGAUCCUGCAGUGGUUUCUGCUAAAUCCGUUGGCCAGCAUGUGAUAUCAGCGAUGUCCAAGAAACAGGCCGCUCCUAUAACCUCGUUACGCACCGGGAAGCCGGUGAAUGAGUCAUUGCUAAAAUCUUCAAUCACAUCGGCUGAAGCAGCUGGACCUGUUGGUGGUUUGGCACCUUCAUCAAUCUCAAAGCCGCUAGCAGCCCCUCCUGCGCCAGUUGAAGUUCAGCUGUUAUCAUCAAAGGCAGCGAACAAAUCAUCACUUAAGGCUCCAGCUAAUUCAUUUGCUUCAGUGGAACCGGCCAGCAAGCCCAAGUUGUCUUCUGCACCUACAAAGACCGCAGCUUCUGUGCUGGCAUCCAAGACAAGUAGUGGGUUUUCCAUUGGGUCUUUCUUGGCUGACAUGAAGGAAGCAGCAAAGGAAGCUGAAAUCCAUGCUGCUCAGCCGCUAGCCUCAGCUCUUAGUUCUGCUGUACAGACGGCAUCAUCUCCAACCGGACAACCAGAAGUUGCAGUCCUAUCUCUUGGUCCUCAGGUCAAACCUCUCAAGACAGCAAACGGGAAAACCGGUGAGGAGGCAGUGUACAAUCUUUCUUAUGGCCCUCAAGUCCGGGAUGUGGGAUUGAUCAAGUUGCAUUACAGCAGGUACUCUACAGAGAAGAGGAUUCUCAAGGAGCUUCUUGAGGCACGACCAUCAGGUAUGAAAGAAAAUAAUCCGCUGCCGUUACAUGUCACCAAGUUUCUCUCAUUCUAUCAUCUUACACGGUUUUUUGGUCACCAGAAGGGUGCCUUACAACCUCCAGACACGAUCCUGGAUCUUGUUUACGUCCAGGAGGAAGCUGCUGCAGGAGCUCAAUUUAGGGAAAGCAUCUUGGCAAUGGGUGGUGUGGGUGUGAUUUUGCUCCCAGAAGUAACACUGAUGGUAUUUGCAGGCUCUGGAGAACCUUUGCAUACCACCUUUGGCCUUUGGAGUAUGCCAGUUCCCAAGAGUGGGUUGCGUAUGGCUGUUUAUCCACCUAUCAAGAAAGGCAGUGUUGAAACCUUUUGGUACCAGGAAGUGAGGUUGUCAAAGGCGCCUGGAACAUAUCGGACAAAACUAGUUGAGAAAGUGUGGGAUUUGCCCUUGAUUAAGGCCAGACAAAAGUUCAGUGUGGUCGCAUCGGAUGAAACCUUAGAGGGUGUUGAGCUCCGGGACUGUUUAUCAUCUCGGGGAGCGAUUGAUACGCACGAUGAUCUGAAUGCCGCCACACUUGUGUUCAUCCAUCGCCUAUUGCUGCCACAGCUUCAUCUACUUCCGCACCUCACGUCACUCAAAUCCCGGCCUCAAACUCAGUUUUAUCUUUUCGGUACAGCUUUUGCACUGGACCUUAUCAUCACCGACGGCGGAGACCAUAUCACCAAAAAUGCCAAAUAUCAAGCUACAUCAAUAUUUCCCCAUGGUGGAGUGAUUGUUAUGACGUCAGAGAUGAUCAUCAACAGUCCGAAUAUUGUGGAGUUCGUGUUGGGAUAUGCUGAAUAUGGUGGAUGGAAUGUGAUGGUGUGUCCAGGCCUCAUAACAGAGGUUGAAGCUUUCUGCCAUCAGGGAUUGACAGGCGAGAGUGACGAGGCUGGGAAGGAGUUCGGUGACGUUCUUCUUACAAUCCUUGCAAUUAAGGAAGCUUUGGAUAAAAAACGUGUGGUGGAGUUUGUGCUUCUUGAGGAGAGGGAAACAAUCUGUCAAAGCUUAUUGGCAAGUUUACGAUUGUAUCAGGUCUGGUCGUGCGAGACGUACAGGAGGUUCAUCGUUUUACAUAGUGUGAAAGAUGAUACCGAGCAAGAGUGGACGCAGGGUAUUGAAGUACAUACCCCAGACCAGUUUUUGAAGAUGAAGGCUGUGGCGGAUUCGAGGGCAGGGGAAUUGCAAAGGCGGUAG
Messenger RNA from Saitoella complicata NRRL Y-17804, 2925 nucleotides. RefSeq lists its product as uncharacterized. Lineage: Eukaryota; Fungi; Ascomycota; Saitoellomycetes; Saitoellales; Saitoellaceae. Bases 1 to 2925 code for a protein of 974 amino acids. The transcript has a single exon. The record is from RefSeq and is a predicted model, not a curated record.